Bradysia coprophila is the source of this 1080-nucleotide messenger RNA. RefSeq names its product lysozyme C-like. Lineage: Eukaryota; Metazoa; Arthropoda; Insecta; Diptera; Sciaridae. The record is from RefSeq and is a predicted model, not a curated record.
GAAAGUGAUAACAACAGCACAAUUUUCGUUCCAAUUAAAUCGGUGGCGCUGGGUGUUCCGUUUAAAUUUUAAUUCAAAUUUUUAUCACAAUGAAAGUAAUUACGCACACAGUUUUGCUUAUCGCAUUGCACUUGACCGUCGCGAAAAUAUUUGACGAGUGUGAAUUUGCUAAUGAGCUGUACGACAGACACCAAAUUCCAAGGGAAGACAUCUACAAGCAUUUCUGCAUUGUCAGCUCUUUGCACACGGCUAGAAACACUGAGAACGGCUAUAAAGGGAUCUACGCCAUUGGCAGCAAAUGGUGGUGUGGAAAGGAUGCACCUGGUGGCGGUUGCAACGUAAAGUGCUCGGAUUUGCUGGAUGACGACAUCGCCGACGACGUCACCUGUGCCAAUUUAAUUUUGUCGCAACAUGGCCUCAACGGAUGGGGGAAAAUUGAAAAGGAAUGCAAACGUUACGAACAGAAAGCUGACGAAUGCCUACGUUCCAUCGAGAUGCUGAUUGGAUUGAUGGGGAAAGAGUCGGAUAUUUCGACUACGAGUGCAGCACCAACGACAACGGUAAUGACUACGAUCAUGCCGACAACAACAGAAAAUCAAAGCCAGAAUUAUUCGAGCGAGGGUCAUCAUGUCACCGAUUUUCAGAGUACCCCACAUCAAACGUUAAAUGCUUCGUCUGUCCAAUGUUCGUGUGCAACGCAAAACAUUUUGUUAUCGACUAUCGUUGUAGCAUUGGUGGUUGUAAUUGCUGCCGUUUUGUAUAAGUAUCGCAACUUAAAACGACUUGCAAGGUCUGUGCAAAAUAAGGAUUUCGAAGAACAUUUAAUGAUUUAGAUGAAAAGGGGAGAUGUUAUCGCUGUGUUGGCGUUCUGGCGAUAUUUUUAAUGGAAAUGAAAGAUUGAUAGUGAUUUGAGAAGAGAUGAAAUGUAUUGAAAUGUAUGUUUUUCAGUGUUUUUCCUCGGAAGAAUCAGAUUUCUCACGAUGUCCCGUUCAUUAUUCUCAAACAACUGAUGUUGUAUACUUCGUCGAAUUGUUUAGUCCCUUUAGUACGCCAAAAAACCAAUUCAAUGACGUCUCGAAA